AUGGAGAAGGCGGCCGCAGCAGGGUCAGCGUCCGGCUUGGUCACCCGGGUCCUCGUCAGCCCCUUGGAUGUCAUCAAGAUCCGCUUUCAGCUUCAGAUCGAGCAGCUCUCCUCCAGAAAGCCAGGGGCUAAGUAUCAUGGCAUCCUGCAAGCUGUACAGCGCAUCUUCCAGGAAGAGGGAUUGGUAGCCUUCUGGAAGGGCCAUGUUCCUGCUCAGUUCCUUUCAGUUGGCUACGGAGCUGUUCAGUUUAUGGCGUUUGAAAGCUUGACAAAACUGGUGCACAACGUCACCUCAUACAACGCCCGCGAUUCCUUUGUGCACUUCGUCUGCGCGUCCCCCCCAGCCACUGUUGCAGUUCAGCCUGUUGACACACUACGUACCCGCUUUGCUGCUCAGGGUGAGCCUAAGGUCUAUCACAACCUUCGCCAUGCGGUGGUGACGAUGUACCAGACAGAAGGGCCUUGGACUUUCUACAGAGGCUUGACCCCCACAAUCAUUGCUGUCUUUCCAUACGCUGGUCUCCAGUUCUCCUUCUACAACAUCCUGCAACAGUUUUCUGAAUGGGUGAUUCCAGCCGAAGGAAAGAAAGGAGGGAAUGUUAAAAACCUUGUUUGUGGCAGCUGCGCUGGAAUCAUCAGCAAAACCCUCACUUACCCUUUUGACCUGUUCAAAAAACGACUGCAAGUGGGUGGCUUUGAGCAUGCCCGGGCAGCCUUUGGGCAGGUACGGAUGUAUCGGGGUCUCCUGGACUGCAUAAGGCAGAUCGCACGAGAGGAGGGCCCAGGUGGAUUCUUCAAGGGCCUUUCACCCAGCUUGCUGAAGGCUGCUGUCUCUACCGGCCUCAUCUUCUUUUGGUACGAGUUGUUCUGCAGCCUGCUGUGUGCCCUGAGGAACACCGACAGCAUCACCAGGAAGGAAGGCUGA
Messenger RNA from Opisthocomus hoazin, 924 nucleotides. Lineage: Eukaryota; Metazoa; Chordata; Aves; Opisthocomiformes; Opisthocomidae. The record is from RefSeq and is a predicted model, not a curated record.